CCAGGUAGACCGAAGUCUAAGAACAUACAGACCAAGGUCCAAGACUUUGAAUUUGAAGUCGACCCCCAAGAUAUACCCCGCAACCCUAAAAAUGAUGCUCCCAACAGAUUCUGGGCCUCGGUGGAGCCUUACUGUGCAGACAUCACAAAUGAAGAGAUCAGAGUUCUGGAAGAGCUGCUCAAACCCCCUGAUGAUGAAGCUGAAUACUACAAGAUCCCAGCCCUCGGAAAGCACUAUUCCCAACGCUGGGCUCAAGAGGACCUGUUGGAGGAGCAAAGAGAGGGGGCGAGAGCCAAUGACAAGAAAAAAAGCAUGAUGGGUCCUCUUUCCGAACUGGAUGCUAAAGAUGUAGAUGCCUUACUGAAGAAAUCGGAGUCUCAGCAUGAACCUCCAGAGGACGGCUGUCCUUUUGGCCCUCUUACUCAGCGGCUUCUACAAGCACUUGUUGAGGAAAACAUAAUAUCCCCUAUGGAGGAUUCCCCCAUUCCAGACAUUCCAGGGAAGGAUGAUGGGGCUGGUACAUCGCCUCGUAGCCAGGGUAAAGCCUUCAGUGUGCCUCACACACGCUCUCUGGAGGCUCGUAUAAGAGAGGAGCUGGUGUCUCAGGGGCUGCUGGACUCUGAUGAGAGGCAAGGUGUCGGAGGAGAGUCUGAAGACGAGGUGCUGGCCGAGCUGCAGAAAAGACAGGCUGAACUCAAAGCGCUAACCGCACACAACCGCUCGCGCAAGCAGGAGCUGCUCAAGUUGGCACGUGAAGAAAUGCGAAAACAGGAGCUUCGACAGCGGGUUCGAGUGGCUGAUAACGAGGUUAUGGAGGCAUUCCGUCGCAUCAUGGCAGCCAGGCAAAAGAAACGCACUCCAACGAAAAAAGAGAAAGAUCAGGCUUGGAAAGCUUUGAAAGAGAGAGAAAGUAUUCUCAAACUCUUAGAUGGAUAAAUAUGACCGGCAGCUAUAAUGUGGUGUGUUUUCUUUAAUAUGUUUGUUGGUUAUGUUCACUUCAUAAAGACAACUUCAACACUCAGACAACUUGAAGAACAUGUAAACAAAUAUUUAAUAUAAUGUUCAUAUUUUUGGUUACUCUCUAUCUAAAGUAAGACCUGACGUUACUAGUUGUGAUAAUAAAGGUGUUUGACACUAUUUUUUUUUGCUGCCAUUAUGUACAGUUCCCAAAUGCAGCUGAUUAACAUAGUGGAUUGAUAUUGUUAAAGGAAUAGUUCACCAAAAAUGAAACACUUGUCAUCAUGUCGUUCACUGACUCUUCUGUGGAAUAUAAAAGAUGGUAUUUUGAAGAAUGUUGGUAACCAAACAGUUUUGGGCACCAUUAGCUCAUUGCGUGGACAAAAACAGACAUUUCUUCUUUUAUGUUUCAAACAAGAAAUACAAAUCAUACAGAAACAACAUAAGGGUGAAAAAAGACAAAAUUUUAAUUUUUGGGUGAGCUGUUCCUUGAAAGCUGUUGUCAUAGCGUUGAUAGUAUUUUGUUACUACACGGCAGGAACACGGUCAUUUUGAGUUUUUAUAUGAUUAAAAGAAAAUAAAGCUUUUUAUAAAGGUAUUGUACAUGGAAAUACUGUGUUUGUAAAUUCAUAUAUGCUGUCGUUUAUUUCAGUCCAUGUUGAAUUUAGUUCUAUGUAUUUUGUAAACAACUUAUAUCAUA
Molecule: messenger RNA, 1657 nt
Organism: Sinocyclocheilus rhinocerous
Lineage: Eukaryota; Metazoa; Chordata; Actinopteri; Cypriniformes; Cyprinidae
Product: transcriptional adapter 3-like
Exons: 7
Biological process (GO): regulation of transcription by RNA polymerase II
Cellular component (GO): SAGA complex
Molecular function (GO): transcription coactivator activity
Source: RefSeq, a predicted model, not a curated record